CCUGCUCCAUCUUUACAGAUGAGUGAGAUUUAUGGGCCGGUAUUCACGCUGUAUUUCGGCACGGAACCAACUGUGAUCGUCUGGGGUUAUGAUCUUGUGAAGAAGGUUCUCCUCGACAACGGGGACGACUUCCUCGACCGAGGCACCUUGCCAUCCACGGACAAGAUAAGCAAUGGCCUCGGUGUUCUCGUGUCCAAUGGGGAGCGUUGGCUCCAGAUCCGCCGCUUCUCCCUCACAACCUUGAGGAACUUUGGAAUGGGGAAGAAAAGCAUUGAGGAACACAUCCAGGAGGAGGCAGAGUACCUGAUGAAGGCGCUUCGGGCCACCAAGGGUCGGCCCUUCAACCCAACCACCCUUUGCAGCAGCGCUACCUGCAACAUCAUCAGCCACAUCCUCUUUGCAGACCGGUUCGAUUACCAGGAUGAGGACUAUAUCCGGAUGCUGAAGUUACUUACAGAAGCCUUUGUUCUAGACAGCUCCUAUGGAGGGCAGUUAUAUUACCUUAUCCCCAAGCUCAUGGACUUCUUGCCUGGUCCUCAUAAAACUCUCUACAAAAACGUGUCCCACAUAGAGAUCUUUAUAGCCCGGAAGAUAGAGGAACACGAGAAAACCCUGGAUCCCUCAAGUGUUCCUCGGGACUUUGUAGACUCUUUCCUCCUCAAAAUGGAGCAGGAGAAGAACAAUCCCAAGACAGAAUUUACUAGAGAGAACCUCAUGGUGACCAUUGCUGACCUCUUCACGGCUGGAACAGAGACCACCAGCACCACCUUGAGAUACCUCCUCAUGGUCCUGACAGAACACCAAGCUGUCCAAGCAAAAGUCCACGAGGAGAUCGACCGAGUGGUAGGACGAGAACGGACACCUGCCAUGAAGGACCGCCCUGAGAUGCCAUACACAGAAGCUGUCAUCCAUGAAAUCCAAAGAAUUCUGGAUCUUGUUCCCCUGGGUCUUGCCCGCCGGACAAGAAGGGAUGUGGAACUGGAAGGUUUUACCAUCCCAAAGGGCACCACUGUCUACGCGGUCUUGGGCUCUGCCUUGAGGGAUCCCAAGCAAUUCAAAACCCCCUACAACUCUGACCCAGGGCAUUUCCUGGAUGAAAAUAGGAACUUCAAGAAGAACGGAGCGGACAUGCCUUUUUCCGCAGGGAAAAGGAACUGCCUGGGUGAAGGACUGGCUCGGAUGGAACUCUUCCUCUACACCACCACCAUCCUGCAGAGCUUCCACGUCAAGCAUCCUCCGGGGGUCACACACAUUGACCUCACUCCAAAAGUCAGCGGCUUCGGGCAGAUGCCCCAUGAAGCCGAGCUCUGCUUCUCUCCACGCUAAGCAAAGGCACCUCCUCAUCUCUGGAUUCAUAAGCAGAACAUCUCAAGAGCAAUCACUCAAUUUAGAUAGGGAGGGAGAUGCCACCACAUUUGACAAUCAACUAACAUAGCUGUCUCUUUGAUGUGUCUACUGCUGUUGUUUUAAUUACAAACUCCAUCCAUCCAUCCAUCCAUCCAUCCAUCCA
Pogona vitticeps (central bearded dragon) is the source of this 1510-nucleotide messenger RNA. NCBI's taxonomy places the organism in Eukaryota, Metazoa, Chordata, Lepidosauria, Squamata, Agamidae. The record is from RefSeq and is a predicted model, not a curated record.